AUGUCGCGCGUCGAGCGCGUCGAGCGCGUCGAGCGCACUGUGAUGUUCCCCUCCACGUCCGCGUCGGCGCGCGAGAACGCGGCGUUCACGGCGCACUCCAAGAGAGAAGACGUCGAUUGGAACUCGCUGGAUAAAAAGAAGUUUUUCGGCGCCGGCGUCGGCGUCUUCUCGGGCGUCACGCUCGCCCUGUACCCGCUGAGCGUGAUCAAGACGCGACAGAUGGUGAGCGCGAACGCGACGCAGACGUCGGCGUUUGGGGUGGUUCGAGAGGUUGUCAAAGAGCGCGGGAUUCGCGGUUUGUACAGAGGGUUCGGAACGAUCGUCGUCGGCGCGAUACCGAUUCGAGUGGUCUACCUGAGCACGUUAGAGGCUGUGAAGGCGCAGACGAACGCGUUGUUUGAUACGUAUGAGGUGGCAAAUAAGUACAGGGGGGCGGCGGAUGCGGCGGGAGGGGCGACGGCGAGCUUGGUUUCACAGGCGCUCGCGGUGCCGGUGGAUGUGAUAUCGACGAGGCAGAUGGUGCAGGGGAUGCGACACGGGAGGGAGACGGCUGUGAAGGCGGUGGAGGGUGGAGGGGCUGUUGCGGCGGAAGAGGUCGCGUUCGCGGGGUACAGGAACGGUAUAGAUGCGGUGCGACAAAUAGUCGCGAAGGAGGGCGUCAGAGGCUUGUACAGAGGCUUCGGCGUGAGCGUCGCCACGCUGGUUCCAGGAAGCGCGCUUUGGUGGGGGUUCUACGGGACGUAUAAGCGAACGUUUUGGGAUGCGGCGCCCGCGGAUUGGCGCGACGACGCCAAGACGACGGAUGCGCAGGUUAUAGGGGUGCAAGUUGCGAGCGGCGUGUGCGCGGGAUUGUCGAGCGGUUUCCUCACAACGCCUCUGGACGUGAUCAAAACUCGCUUACAAGUCCUGAGCGGUCAGCCAGGAGGGGAGGGAACGAAUUUAUCGAGCACGGCGUCGAUGAUAUAUCGUGAACACGGCGCCUUGGGAUUCUUUCGCGGCGUGCGUCCUCGCAUGGUGAGCGUCUCCGUCUGGGGAACGGUUAUGGUGUCCGUGUACGAAUUCCUGAAACGGAGCUCUAAAAAGGAAGAGGUGUAA
Ostreococcus tauri is the source of this 1095-nucleotide messenger RNA. Its product is annotated as Mitochondrial substrate/solute carrier. The record is from RefSeq and is a predicted model, not a curated record. Lineage: Eukaryota; Viridiplantae; Chlorophyta; Mamiellophyceae; Mamiellales; Bathycoccaceae. Bases 1 to 1095 code for a protein of 364 amino acids. Gene Ontology annotation, biological process: transmembrane transport. The transcript has a single exon.